Messenger RNA from Phoenix dactylifera (date palm), 3382 nucleotides. RefSeq names its product auxin response factor 2A-like. Gene Ontology annotation, biological process: regulation of DNA-templated transcription; response to hormone. The record is from RefSeq and is a predicted model, not a curated record. Lineage: Eukaryota; Viridiplantae; Streptophyta; Magnoliopsida; Arecales; Arecaceae. Gene Ontology annotation, cellular component: nucleus. Gene Ontology annotation, molecular function: DNA binding.
UAACAUUUGGUCCCUCCCCGCGUCUCGUCUCCUCGCUCGCUUUCUCUCGGUCUUGCUCGGAAGAAAGGGGUAUGAGAGAGAGAGAGAUCCGGAGGCUUCGAAGGAGAUAUCGGAGCGAUAUCUAGGGUUUCGGGGGAGUUCCGGCGACAAAUAUUUGAAUUAGGGAUUGCUCUCUUCUCUGAUCUCGUCGGAUUAGAGGUUCGGGAGGCGAUUGACCGUUGGAAACGAUCGAUUUUGGGGCGUGGAUGAUAGAUCUCCUGUGGGGGCCGUGAUAUGGCGUCGUCGGAGGUGACAACGAGGGAAAACGGCGGUAAUGGGAGGGGGGAAAGCUUCUCCUCCGUAUGCAGCGAGUCUGGCGCCGACGCCGCGAGGACCCCGGCCUCCGCCGCUCCCAGGAGAGACGCGGAGGAAGCGCUUUAUACAGAGCUCUGGUUUGCGUGCGCUGGGCCUCUGGCGACGAUCCCUCGCAAUGGGGAGAGGGUCUUCUACUUUCCUCAAGGUCAUAUAGAGCAGGUGGUGGCUUCUACAAAUCAGUUGGCCGACAAGCAGGUGAAAAUAUAUGACCUGCCAUCCAAAAUCCUUUGCCGAGUGAUAAACGUCCAGCUGAAGGCCGAGCAGGAGACGGAUGAGGUCUUUGCUCAGGUGACGCUGCUCCCCGAGGCAAAUCAAGAUGAGAACGCUUUGGAGAAGGAGAAUUUGCCGUCUCCACCACCAAGGCCUCAUGUGCACUCUUUCUGCAAGACUUUGACAGCAUCUGACACAAGCACCCACGGUGGGUUCUCUGUGUUAAGGAGGCACGCCGACGAAUGCCUCCCUCCAUUGGAUAUGCGUUUGCAACCUCCAACACAGGAGCUGGUGGCGAAGGAUUUGCAUGGGGUUGAAUGGCGAUUCCGCCACAUCUUUCGUGGUCAACCAAGGAGACAUCUGCUUCAGAGCGGAUGGAGUGGCUUUGUUAGUUCUAAAAGGCUUGUUGCUGGGGAUGCUUUUAUCUUUCUAAGAGGAGAACAUGGUGAACUACGUGUUGGAGUGAGACGGGCUAUGAGACAACAAACAAAUGUUCCAUCAUCAGUCAUAUCUAGCCAUAGUAUGCACCUUGGUGUCCUUGCAACAGCAUGGCAUGCUGUAACGACUGGAACCAUCUUCACUGUUUAUUACAAACCAAGGACAAGUCCAUCUGAGUUCAUUGUUCCUUACGAUCGAUACAUGGAAUCUCUCAAGAACAACUACUCUAUCGGGAUGAGAUUCAAGAUGAGGUUUGAAGGUGAAGAGGCCCCAGAGCAGAGGUUUCCCGGCACCAUAGUUGGCAUAGGAGAUGGGGACUCCAGCAGCUGGCCUGGAUCAAAAUGGAGAUGCCUCCAGGUGCGGUGGGAUGAGACAUCAUCCAUUCCUCGUCCGGAGAGAGUUUCUCCUUGGAACCUAGAACCUGCUCUGACUCCUCCAUUGAACCCCCUUCCAACACCAAAGACUAAAAGGCCUCGACCAAAUGCCAUGCCCUCCUCCCCUGAUUCAUCUGUUCUUACAAAAGAAGGUGCAAUCAAAAUCACUGCGGACCCUUCCCAAGUUCAUGGAGUUCCAAGGAUUCUGCAAGGCCAAGAAAAGAUGGCCUUGAGAGACAAUUUAAGUGACAAUAAUGAUUCAGACACUGUUCAGAAGCCCCUCACAUGGCCAUCAUCUCUUGAUGAAGACAAAAAUGAUGUUUCUUCUCAGAGAAUGUUGGGUUCAGGCAACUGGAUGCAAAUGAGUGGGCAUGAACCUACCUACAAGGACAUGCGAUCAGGGUUUCGACCUUUCAGUGACAUGCGUGGGUUUGCUAAACCAUCUUUUGAACAAAUUUCAACUCAUACAGAUCCUUUGAAGAACCAUUUUCAAGACCAGGGAGGCAAUCUUAACUUGCUUUUGGACCCAUUUUCUUUGAUACCUUCAAAGCCUACCUUCAAUAUGGAGUCAGCAUUCAAGAUGCCAACACAUGCUGGUGAGCUACCUUAUCAGAAAGCUGAAAAUGCUACAUAUGGUGGGUUGGAAGAUUUUUCUCUAGUGCAAGGUCAUAUGAUUGAGCAAAAUCCUCCAAAUUGGCAAGUACAUCUACAGUCAACUUUUCAAAACGAAAACUUUGCACAUAAGAGGGCGAGAAAACCUCAACCUUUGGAAGCAGCCCAGAAUGAGAUAACAAGAUCUAAAGAAAGUGGCAACUGCAAGCUCUUUGGUUUUCAUCUCAACAGCAAUCCCACUCCAUCUGACCAUGUAAUGAAAUCUGAACAUUCCAUGCCUCAGAUGAAAUCUGACCAUAUAAUGAAAUCUGAACAUUUAAUGCCUCAGACAAAUGCCACCAAUGACUUUGUGUCACAUACUCAACCUACAGUAGCACAAGAUGAGUUACGGAUCUUUGAAGUUGAUCAUCACUCUAAGUUGCCCCAAGGUACAAAAUCAGUCACCACUGCUCCAGCAGCAACUGAGCAUGUGAUGCAUCAUCAGCAUUGCCCAGAGACUGCUAAGGAAGUUCAGGGCAAGCUUCAAGGUGGCUCGAGUAGGAGCUGCAGAAAGGUUCACAAACAAGGAAUUGCGCUUGGAAGAUCUGUGGACCUUACAAAGUUCAAUGGCUAUGAUGAACUGAUUGCGGAGUUAGAUCAGAUGUUUGAAUUUGACGGCGAAUUGAUGGCUCCAAACAAUAAUUGGCUUAUUGUAUAUACUGAUAAUGAGGGUGAUAUGAUGCUUGUUGGAGAUGACCCUUGGCUAGAAUUCUGUAGUAUGGUCUGCAAGAUUUAUAUAUACACAAGAGAGGAGGUGCAGAAGAUGAAACCAGGAACCCUGAACCCUAGAUUUGAAGGGAUACCUAUAAGAGGAAACACAGCUGCAAAAGAAAGAAAAGUCCCUUUGCGUACAUCAACAGCUAACCCAGAGAACUGAUACAGGUACCUCCUAGAAUUGGUAAGGUUUUUGAAGCGGAGGUCAGGAAAAGAGAAGGAUUCCUUGAAAGCUUUUUCUUUGGUGCGGUCUAGCCAAAUUACUUUAUGUCGUCAGUAAGCCCCGUCCCAUUUUAGGCUAGAAGCCUUCUUUGUGUAAUAUAGUAGGAGCCUUCUUUAUCUAAUAUAGUUUUUGGAUGUGUUGUAAUUUCCGCUCUUGAAGUUUGUCUAUAUGUUUUUUGCCUACAUCGUGCUGUCCAAAAAGAUAGAAGUGGCAGCCCUUCUUUCCUGAUCCGCCAUGUAGAUAUCUCCCUUCACUUGUCGCAUUGUUGAUUUUAUGCUGUCAACCUAAUGGUUUCUUUUCCUUAAUUCAGACUGCAGAGCCCUUGUGGCAAUCACCUUAUGUAGCUCUUUCUUCUAACACUUUCCUUAUGAUUCAAAAAUUUGGUAGUGAUAUAGAAGCACAUAUAGCUAUUAGAAAA